Nycticebus coucang (slow loris) is the source of this 774-nucleotide messenger RNA. RefSeq names its product cornifelin (gene CNFN). The transcript has 5 exons. Bases 270 to 647 code for a protein of 125 amino acids. Gene Ontology annotation, cellular component: cornified envelope. The record is from RefSeq and is a predicted model, not a curated record. Lineage: Eukaryota; Metazoa; Chordata; Mammalia; Primates; Lorisidae.
CUCUGUCAGAGCCCCACCCAGGCCGUGUGGCCCGCCCAUAUAAGUGGUUCCUGGCCACUGACAGAAAAUUCAGUGCCUGUGUCACCCACACCUCUGUCUCCAUCACUGCCACCGCGGUCCUGCAGCUUCUCUCCCCCUGAGAGCCCAGACCCUAGUGCCCCAGUCCCCUGCCCGCCCCUCCCAGUAUCCAGCAUCCCUUGGACAGACUCCACCGCUGUUGCCGCACCCACCUCUGCCGUCCCCAACACCACCUCCUCAGGGCCAGCAAGAUGCAGUUUGAGAUGCACGACAACGUGAAAGGCAAAGCCAUGUCCUACCCAGUGACCAGUCAGCCCCAGUGUGCCACUAGCAGCUGCUACCAAACCCAGAUCAGUGACUGGCACACAGGUCUCACGGACUGCUGCAACGACAUGCCCGUCUGUCUCUGCGGCACUUUCGCUCCUCUGUGCCUCGCCUGCCGCAUCUCUGACGACUUCGGCGAGUGCUGCUGCACGCCCUACCUGCCCGGAGGCCUACACUCGCUCCGCACCGGCAUGCGCGAGCGCUACCGCAUCCAGGGCUCCAUCGGACACGACUGGGCGGCCCUCACCUUUUGUCUGCCCUGCGCCCUCUGUCAGAUGGCGCGGGAACUGAAGAUCCGAGAGUAAAGAAGUCCACCUGCCUCCUUUUCCACGGAUCCUGCCUGGCCUCCUCUAGCCCCCUUCUGGGAGGGCCUGCCCCACCGCCCUUGUCCCGCAGCCAGAAAUACUCCCACAAUAAAAACUCGAAAACCAA